CUCGCCCUGUGAGAAUGUAUACGUAUUGUAAUUUGUUAGUUUUUUUCUGUGUACACUUGCUUUAUUUAAGAUGCACAGUUUGUACAAAGAAUGAGCUGAUAGUAACAGUGAAGCAAGGGAAGCUACAGGGUGCUACAGACACGCUGUAUGAUGGAUCAACUUACUACAGUUUCAAGGCUAUCCCGUAUGCCCAGGCACCACUGGGGCAGCUGAGGUUCAGGGCUCCCCUGCCACCAAAAUCCUGGAAAGGCACACGCCAAGCGACCGAAUAUGGUUCCAUUUGCGCGCAAACAGACUCCGUCUUCAAAGGCAGCGAAAACUGCUUGUUCCUCAACGUCUUCACGAAAUCCCUCCAUGGUCGCACACCUGUCAUGAUCUACAUCCACGGAGGAUCCUACAUAACCGGAUCUGGAAACGAUGACCUAUAUGGACCAAAGUUUCUCGUUCAACAUGUUGUCCUGGUCACUUUGAACUACAGACUUGAAGUGCUUGGAUUCUUAAGUGUGGAAACCCCUGAGGUUCCUGGCAAUGCGGGUAUGAAGGACCAAGUCGCUGCGUUGAAGUGGAUAAAGGAAAAUAUUGCAAAGUUUGGAGGAGAUCCCGAUAAUAUUACGAUUUUUGGGGAGAGUGUCGGGGCUUGCUCAGUGACACAUCAUAUUUCGUCGCCGAUGACUAGAGGACUAUUUCAUAAAGUUAUCGCACAAAGUGGUACUAGUAUCCAUGAUUGGGCGUUAGGUGAAGGCAGCAAGAGCAGGGCAUUCAGAGUUGGAAAAUAUUUAGGAAGAGACACGAAAAAUACCACUGAGCUGCUUGAGUUUUUAAGAUCUCUACCAGCAGCGAACCUAACUAACUUGACAAUUGCUACGAGUACGGACGAUGAGAUGUAUAGAGGAUUGCCUGGGCGAUUUUUGCCAGUUGUCGAAAAGAAAUUUGAUAAUGUCGAAGCGUUUCUAAGUGACUAUCCUUUAAAUACACUUCAGUCGAAAAGAAUUCGUAAAUUUCCAUUGGUGUUAGGAUAUAACUCCGCUGAAGCCAUUACGGCGAUCAAAGAUAGAUUAGGAAAGUUAGACAUUUACAAUAACAAUCCCUCCUACGAUGUGCCUAGAGAAAUCGCUGAGAAACUAACCCAAGAAAAAAUGAAUGAUAUGGGUAAAAGGAUUAGAAAGUUCUAUAUUGGUGACAGAGAGUACACAAAAGAUGAUUAUAAGGUGAUUGUCACUAUGUUGUCUGACUUGCAUUUAGUGUAUAACACGCACAGAUUUACCUACUUGUAUUCUAAACACAACAGUCCCAUUUAUAUGUACAGGUUCAGUUUCGACACUGACCUUAAUUUUGUAAAGAAAUUAAUACUAGGUAAUUUGGAUUUGGAUUUGAAAGGAGCCUGCCAUGGAGACGACGUAUUUUAUAUGUUUUCUAGUAAUUAUACUAAAGAUGCUUACGAAUCGCAACAAAAAUUGAAGGAUUACGUAUCGAAGGUGACUAAAUUAUGGACGGAUUUUGCUAAAACGAGCAACCCAACUCCAGACUACUGCGCUGCACCAAGAUGGCCGGUAUACACGACGAAGAACAAGGGAUACCUAGACAUCAACGUACAAUCGACAGCGGGAAGCUUCGCUGAGAAGCAGAGCGUAGAGUUCUGGGACACACUGUACUGCGAGACUGGCUUGCCUUGCAUAAAAAAUAACUAA
This is a messenger RNA of Cydia amplana, 1688 nucleotides long. Its product is annotated as esterase FE4-like. The record is from RefSeq and is a predicted model, not a curated record. Lineage: Eukaryota; Metazoa; Arthropoda; Insecta; Lepidoptera; Tortricidae. Gene Ontology annotation, molecular function: serine hydrolase activity. The transcript has 4 exons. The coding region runs from base 15 to 1688 and encodes 557 amino acids.